CGAUAAUUUACCAAAAUUUUUCUUUUUCUGACAUUUUUAUCUCUUAUUACAGUUUUUGGGUAAUAAUUUCAGUUGUUAGACCAUUGUACUUUAUUAUAAAAAUCAGCAAUCACGAUAGGUCUUUGCUACAUUAAUCGUAAGCGAUGUAAGUUAUGUCAAUGCGGUACCAAAGUUAAAUAUCACAAGUUUUGAAAAAAAAACAACUUGGCAUCCUGUAGGUAGAUCUUAAACUUAAUUUUAUCAAAGUUAAACUUUUUUCUCGUGCUUAGAACGCCGCCUGUCUUUGCUUAAAAAGUAAACGUGGACGAAUCGAUUUUAAGGAAGUUAUACAUAAGUGGGUUUUAGCUAAAUAUUUUGAAAAAAAACCUUAGAACAUAUUUACCAGUAAAAAAUAUACAAUGGAAAAAAAUGAUAAAAAAAAUAACGAUUGCUACUUUUUUUACUAUUCAACAUGUAUGAAGGGAGAAAAAUGUCCUUUUCGCCAUGAACCUCAAGCAUUAGGAUGUGAAAUGGUAUGUAGUUUUUGGCAAAGUGGAAAUUGUGAGAAUGAUCAUUGCACAUUACGUCACAUGGAAUUAAAAAAAAAUAGAAAAGCUAUUCCAUGUUAUUGGGAAAAACAACCAACAGGAUGUCGAAAACCAUUUUGUGCUUUUAUGCAUCUUAAAUCACGUGAUACAAUCCAAGAAUCAGGUCCUCUAACAGUUUCCACAAACACCACAAUGACAAUUGAUAAUGGUUUUCACAUGAAUCCUUUGACAAGUGUUGCAAUGAGUGUUGGUCCUGAGGCAGCUAUGCGUCCUCGCUAUGAUCAACCAUUAAUAAUGAACUGACAACGAAUUAACACAAGCUUGGCAUCAGCUGUAUUUAGCAAUUCUGUCUUCUCACUUUAAUAUAUCUUUAACCAAAAUUAAUGGAGUACAUCUUUUAUAUUUGGUCAUUGAAAUUCAUUUAAUAUUUUAUUUUCAAAACGAAUCAUAAUCUUAAAGCUAUUCAUGCUCUUUAUUGUGACAGAAUUGUACCACCAUAUUUCCUAAAUGUAACAUAUUAAUAGUCCAAAGCUUGUUUUGUUUGAAUUUUAUUUGUUUUUUACAUAAAAAUUUUACUAUAAUUACUCUCAAAGUUGCAUUUUUAUUAUAUUGUUGUUAUUUUAAAGUAUUAAUUAUUAUUAUUAAUUUUUUUAUUUCAAAUGAUUUUUAAUGCACCAUAUUUAAUUAAAUUUUGAGUUUUAUAUUUUUUAUAAAUAUUCAAUUCAAAAAAUGUCUAAUGUGUAUGCAAUCAAACGAGCUUAAAAAUAUUAAUUUAAUGUUUCUUAUUAACCUGUAUAAUUUGUUAUAAUAACCUUAUAGUAAUAGCAAAAUUGACUUUUUUUUUAAUUAGCUUAUCCUGUUUGUUAUAAGUUAACCACUAAAAUAUUACAGUUGUAUCAUGUGUAUUAUUUAUAUACUAUUAUUAUUACACAAUUAAUUUAGGAACAGCUAGUCAAUGCACGCUAAAAUAUUGAUAUGUGACUGAAUAAAAAAAUUUACUUGUAAUCAAGUUGUUAAAUAAAUUGUUAUUAAUUAAUUAA
Molecule: messenger RNA, 1567 nt
Organism: Daktulosphaira vitifoliae (grape phylloxera)
Lineage: Eukaryota; Metazoa; Arthropoda; Insecta; Hemiptera; Phylloxeridae
Product: zinc finger CCCH domain-containing protein 11A-like
Exons: 5
Coding region: 399-830 (143 amino acids)
Molecular function (GO): metal ion binding
Source: RefSeq, a predicted model, not a curated record